Molecule: messenger RNA, 1134 nt
Organism: Colletotrichum siamense
Lineage: Eukaryota; Fungi; Ascomycota; Sordariomycetes; Glomerellales; Glomerellaceae
Exons: 3
Coding region: 1-1134 (377 amino acids)
Source: RefSeq, a predicted model, not a curated record
AUGAAGCUGCACUUCCUCCUCUCUCUACUUACUUUAGCCCCGCGGCUGUCUUUACAAUUACUGUCGGCUGAUGGAUCUGUUCCAGAGAACCAGGCCGUCUCCUCGGCUGUAUUCCCCGACAAGCCUCUUGAUAUCUUAGCGCGCCAGCAGCAACAGGCGGCGCCAGGCAAGAAGAAAGACUCGUGCAAGGCCUGCCCGAGGCGAAAAUGCAGCAGUACCGCAUACUUCCGCAACGCCGCCACUUGCAGAUGUGAGAAGUGCCCAAACGGUCAGAAGGCCAAACAGAGGGGUGACGGGUGCGAGAAAGCACAAGACGAUAAGAAAAAGAACAAAAGUGACAAAAUCAAGGACACAAUCGAACGCAAGAAGAAGGAAUAUCAACAGAAGAAGAGACAGAAAACCAAAAAGGAGAUGGUCGACAAGGUCAAGGACAAGAAAAGGACCGAGUACAAGCGCAACAAAAAGCGGACCCGCAUGGGCAAGUGCCUGCUACUCGUCCCGCUGUCAAUCUUUGGCGAGUUCGACGGCAUCGUUCCCCUCUCUUCGUACGCGGAGGACUUCUUCUCUGAAGACUUCGUGACGGGGGACGCGAUUGAUGAGUUCUGGCCGGGCGACUUUGGGGACGCCCCUGACGUGGAUAUCGACUCGGACGAAUACACAACGUCUUAUGUAGAGAUCGCGGCCGCGAUUGAGGACGAUAAAGACACUAGAUGGAAGGAUCCGAUUGUGCCCAUCGGCUUGAAGCGUGAGGAGCCACCGAGAAGCCCCGCACCUCACGAUAUGAUGGAAGAUUCCAGACGUACGGAGCCCUCAGAUGAGAAUGCUGCAGAUAUCCGAGCCACCUAUCACCAGCUAAAGAAGCGUAACCCCGUCGCGGCCGUUCUGAGGGCCAUUUUGGCCUUCGUCGGGCGUUUUGCAUCUGCUACCAGGACCGUGGUCGGGAGGUUCGCGACCAUCGGUCAGCGAACGAGUGCUCGUCUCAAGGAUUUGGCCGCAAGAGGCGGUGCUCGUCUUGCUAAAAGUGGCGGCAAGAAGACGCUCGACGAGAUGAAGAACGCGGCUCGCACGAUCUCCAAGAACAAGAACUGGAAGAAUUGCCUGAAUGGAGUCAAACCGUCGAGAACUGCGGCAUGA